AACUGGAACCUAAUCGAUCCCCGACUAAUCGAACAUUAAACUAAACCGUAAUGGACAAGCAGCUGGAUCCACUGAAAAUAUCUUGUAACCCUUAAUAAACAUGAAAUAAAAGGGUGGUUUACACUGAGAAGGAUGAACACAAACGUGGACGAUAUUCUGCACUGUGAGGAGCAGCUGAAAAAUGCACUACACUGUGAUGACAAGGAGAAGCUUCGUAGGAAGCUGGCACAGUUAAAAAGAGAGUAUCUUAAGACAGCCCAAAGACUAGAGCGUGCUGAGCGUUUGGAAGCAGUGCAGAGGCAUGUGAGAAGUAGGAUCACUCAGCAGAACCAACAGGAUGAGAGAGCCCCAGGGGUUACAUCUAAUCCUUGUCUCAACUCUUCAGUUCAAAACACAAGCAAUGCUACAAACACAGACAUGGCUCCAUGCCAAGAGCACACUGAAGGUGCAGCACUUUCCGAUACAUCCAGAAGAAGUCAGAUGAUCAGGUUCAUGCUCCCCUCUGAUGCUGCUUGCCCACAAACCCCCGAUCCCAGUCAUGAUAGAGGCCACAAAUCCAGCACUGCCCUGCGACUCCGAUCCCGACGCAGCCGCCAACGUUGGGAAAGGAGGAGUACUGAGGCAGACAGGAACACGGGUAACAGUGAACAGAGUGAAAGCCUGGAAAGUGCUACAAUACUUAACCAAGAGGGGUUAGAUAAGUCAAAGGAAACAGAUGCUGUGGAUGAAAGUGAAGAGCUAUUUUCCAGUACAGGUUCCGAGUCUCCCUCUCUGCUACUUACACACUGGAACACACAAGGCAACACCGAAGCAGGAGGUGUAAUGGAAAAGGAGCUGCAAAUACAGCAAAAGCAAAGGGAACCAGAGACUGAUUUGGAAGUUGAAGGGAAAUGUUGCAAUCCUGCUUUAAGCACUGAAGAAAAGGGACUGAAUGUAACAGAAAAUGGAAAAAAGGACAUGGUAAGAAGGAAAGUUGGUGCCAGAUGUAGGAUACAACGGGAAAUGGGAGAAUGUAAAGAAAACAACAAUGAAAACACUGAACAGAAUGCAGCUGAGACAAUAGAAAGUAAAAAAUGUCAUGAUGAUCUUGUGGAAAUGAAUAAAGGAAAGAAAGGUAACACUGAAGAUGGAAAAGCUGUGGGCCUCUUAGACUCUUGUACUUUAGUGGACGGACUACUUUUCCCCGUGGAGUACUACAUUCGAACUACAAGACGCAUGACAUUUUCACAGAGUCAGCCUGACAUGCAGGCUGUCAUACUCUCCCAGCUGAGCAUGGGGCGGCAACGCAGGGGUCGGGGUCGUGGCAGAGGAUUAAACAGGGAAAUGCACACUCGGACAGAUCUCUCUUCUCCCACAGCUGCAUUCACAUCUCCACCUCUUAAUGUGUGUGUGCCAGCUAACAAUGCAUCUGCUGAGUGUAGUCAGAGUUCCAGUGAGAUUUCAAAUCCCAUCACAGCUUCCCAUCCACCACGAGGCAGGAGGAAGAGAAGAGGCAGGGGUAGACCUCGGACCUCACAAACCCCCCUUAAUCAAAGCAACCAUCAGCUACAUUAUAAACAAAGUUUAGGGAAUCCCAUUCCCACCAGCACCUCAGUGUCUUCCUCACAGUCUCCCCAUAAAGCUGAAGGAACAAACUUCAGUCCACAAGAUACUGUUCCAGAGCCAGAUGGUACCCAGUCCUCAUCCAUCCACAUCCCUGCAACUUCCCAGACUUCUUCAGGAGUUGAUAAAACUCUGUGCAGCCCUGUCUCUGAAAAUCCAAAGAAGAUCUAUCCCAUCUUUUUGAAGAGCAGCAUUAAGACGAUCAACCCCCCUCAGAUGAACAGAGGCACAUCAAGCUGGCCGUCUCUUCUGCUGCCAUCGUCCUCCUCACCACCACAAACAUCUCUGCUUCCUCUCCCCUCUUUGUCUCCUGGCUGGCUAGUCAGCAACCUGACAAAGUUGGACAUCCACCAAGAUUUUCACCUUCCAGAUGAUCAGUUUGCCUGUUUGAAACUGCACAAGCUCCGACAAGUUGCAGUGGAAUCUGGACUUGAACAUUUUUCAACACCAUCUCACAACACACGCAGCAGCAUCCGACGCAUUAACCUAGGCUAUACCAGUAGUGAUCAGCUGACGCCUCUUCAUCUCCCAUUUAGCUUCACGCCAGCAAUUGCAAACUCACCCCAUCCCAGUGGAGCACAGCUGCCUGCUACGCAACAUUUAGGUCUCCAGAGCUUGCCAGAGGACCAUGUUCUAAGUGAUAAAUUAAAAAAUGAGUCAUUAGCUAAAGAGUUGUCUGACCAAAAUAUUACUGAAAUGGAUGUAAACCUCCAGACAGAAACUCACAACAACCCAACAGAAUCUUUUUCAGUGGUAGAAAAGUUUACUCAAGACUGUGUUGAUACCAAUAAAGGGAAUGAAACUGUGACUUCACCCAGUCAUAACCAGAGUUGGACAUCAAUGAAUUAUAGUGACAAACCACAGCCACAUCCAAACUUUACAGACAAGCCACAAUGUGAAGUGAAUGAUUGCAUCAUUGGACACUCAGAUGACUUUCCUGCCUCUGAAAAUCAAACAGCUUGUGGUGUUGUAGUCCAUUCAUUACAGGAUCAGAGUCCUGAAGUAGAAAACAGAGCAAUCACUGGGACUCUUUCCUUUGAUAACUCUCAAAAGGAAACACAGAAGAAAGCUUCUAACAACUGCACUGCUUUACAAGCACAUAGUGACCCAAAAGCUCCAGGAGAGUCACCUGUGAAUGGCACAAAGAAGCGAUAUUCUUCAGAAGAUGCUGACGAGCAUUCUGUAUCCAGUGCACAGCUUUCUCCUAACGAAUUGUUUGAAAACAAGACUACAUGCAUCUUCACAACCCCACACCUGCCCUCAUCCACGCUAACCUCCAGCCCAGUGCUGCCCUCCAUAGGACUCACCCCAUACCCUGUUGCUGUUGUUCCCCAGCUGAAUUCUUCUCUCUCUGCCCCUUCUCUCACUCUGCCUCCUCCUCACAGCCUGUCCACACAGGCUCUCUCUCCUCCAGCUCUGUCUCCCUGUUCAACCAUCACCCACCUCCCUUCCAGCCUGCCCCCUCUCCUCCUCUCCACUCAGAUUCAGGUUUCAUGUGAGCCACCAGAUACGAGUAAUCAGUGUCAAGAAGUUGAACGUGCUGCCUGCGCUACUCAGUCCAACAUGCAGCUCCAGAGCCCAGCUAAGCUGAUGGGUGUAACAAGAGAGCAGACAACAGAAAAACAAAUGAUGCGAUGCACACACAUUCUGAAGGCCGCAGCUGGAGGCUCUCUUGUGGAUGUGUGCUGUUUUUCCAGAUCGUCAGGCGAUUUGUGUGUGGCAGCAGCAGGAAAGUGGGCUGUGUGCCUUUGGAGCCAGACCCUGGCAUCUGAUUGGAGUUUAAUACACACUUGGACCUUCAGUGAGCCUGUGGUCAACGUCUUUCCUGUCCCAGAUGCUGCUGGGCUGAUGUGUGUGACUCUUGGCCAGUUGGAAAUCAGAGAAGUGAGAAUGCUGUCAUGCUCCAGCCUCAUGCAGAUGCUGGUAUGUGAGGGGGUCAUCCAGGCAGUUGUAGGCAUGUCUGAGUCCAGAGUGGGUACCUCCUCUCAUUCAGCAUCAGGUUCCACCCUGCAGGUGUUUACGCUGUCAGACAGCAGCACCUCACCGAUUUCUCAGCCUCUUGUGUCUCCUGGUGUUUGUGUCGGGGCCCUAGCUCCUGUGGACGGAGUUUCUGAUGCUCUGAUUGGAACGGAUGAAUGUGGACGCCUCUUCAUCUGGAAUGUAAAGACAGGACAGCUGCUGUGCAGAGUCCUGCUUGGCCAUGGUUUAUCACACACAACCUGUCUCAAAGGAUACUCCUACUGUGGAAUGUUGUUAGUCCUGCAGCAACACCAGUUCCUUAGUUCUAUGGAGGAAGAGGAGAAGGAAGUUAAAAUAAAAGAUGAGAUUGUUUUGGAGGAGGAGACGAAGACGACCUUGUUCUCCGUAGUAGGUAUCAACCCUCUAAAUGGGAAGUCCGUCUUGGCUACUCGACUGCAUCCACCAAAAGCCUGGUCUGGCAGGCUAUGCGAAUCUGAUGUUACCCGGACCAGCAUAGUGGGUCUGAGUCAGAGUGGCUGUUUGUGUGUGUGGGAGCUCGGGAAGCAGGGCACUUCACAGAUGGUGGGGGCUCCCGACGGUGAGGACUGGCAGCUGGUUCGAUGGGGGGGAAGAAACAGGCUGGUGAUUGGACAUCAUAACGGAGAUGUUUCUUUACACAACUACAGCGUGGAUCAGACCUAAGAGGUUACGUUUUAAUCAGAAGAGAAGUUUUUCUUGCAUCUAAUGAGCAUAUGAGGACACAAACACAUUUUACAUCUUAUUACAAUAAUCUGUAGUACACUUAGUUAUUUCUGUGUAUCUGCCAUGGUUUGUUACAGUUAAUAUGUGACAAAGACCUUGAUUUCUGUUCUAUAUUUAGGGAGAAGAUUGUCUUUAGACUCUUGGCCAAUGAACUGCAGCAAAGCAGGUAUAUUUAAACCAUCCUAUUAGUCAGUGGCAGCUUGCUAAAAAGCUUUGUCUGAAGCCUAAUAUCAGCAUGACUGGACUGUUAAAGUCUCUCUUGUUUCCCUCCAGAUUUUGGAAAUAUAGUUUUUAUUGUACAUAUUAAAUAUCACAUACUGAAUCUCUUUGUGUGAAGAUGUUUGUUUUUAGACCACUGUACUGUCAGUCUCUUUUAUUACUGCUGCCAGUUCGACGUUUGUUAUGUGCAUGCAUAUUAUGUUAUAUUUAAAGAAAAAAUAUUGCCAAUGUUGGUAAUAAAAUUUUCAUUAAACAUUUGUAAAACUU
Messenger RNA from Melanotaenia boesemani (Boeseman's rainbowfish), 4809 nucleotides. RefSeq names its product partner and localizer of BRCA2 (gene palb2). Gene Ontology annotation, cellular component: nucleoplasm. Gene Ontology annotation, biological process: double-strand break repair via homologous recombination. The transcript has 13 exons. Gene Ontology annotation, molecular function: protein binding; DNA binding. Bases 133 to 4263 code for a protein of 1376 amino acids. Lineage: Eukaryota; Metazoa; Chordata; Actinopteri; Atheriniformes; Melanotaeniidae. The record is from RefSeq and is a predicted model, not a curated record.